CUCCAUUCUCCCAACCACCCAAAUUCCCUCGUCUUCUUCGCUCCUUACAGUUACCAUUUCCCGCUGACUCUCACUCCCCCACACUCUUCUCAACUCUCUCUCUCUACACUCUCCAUUUUCUCAUCUCUUAAAAAAACUCCUUCAAUCCCUUCUCCCCUUUCCUCUUCACCAAUCUGUAAAUUACUAGACCAGGAAGAAGAAGAAAACAGAGGAAACCCCUUUCCCUCCGGGAACUCGCCCUCUCUCCCUCAGAUGGAUAGGUACCAGAGGGUGGAGAAGCCCAAGGCUGAAACCCCAAUAAACGAGAAUGAGAUCCGAAUCACUACUCAAGGCCGCAUGCGGAAUUACAUCAGUUAUGCCACCGCGCUUCUCCAGGAGAAAGGGUCGAGUGAGAUUGUGCUUAAAGCAAUGGGCAGAGCUAUCAAUAAGACUGUGAUGAUCGCCGAGAUAAUCAAGAGAAGGAUUGUUGGUCUGCAUCAGAUUACCGGUAUUGGAUCCACUGAUAUAACUGAUACUUGGGAGCCACUAGAAGAAGGCCUUCUUCCGUAUGUGGGGAUGUUUGUUGAUUCUGGAGACUACGCGGCAUGUUUCGAUGAUCACAAUCACUUUGUCGAAGAAGGAGCUCGAUACAUCCUCUACAGGGUAAACUCUAACCCUGGAGAUCAUGUUAGUUUCGGGUUAAGAAGGUAUCAACCUCCUCUCCCGAUUGAACAAGUGAAACCAAUAAUGAAUGAAAUCGAAGAUGAUGGCGAAGGAUCACCGAUGAUACGAGGUAGAGGGCGUGGUAGAGCGAGAGGAAGAGGGCGAGUCAAUUACAACAGUGUAGGAGACUAUAACGACGGUGAUGGUUGGGAUGGUGGGCAUAGCUAUGAAGUACGAGGGCAAGGCCGAGCAAGAGGUGGUCGUUUCUUCCGAGGGCGUGGAAGAGGAAGAGGGAGAGGCUAUGGUGGUGGUCAGCAAGGAGGAGGGUACUAUGACAACUAUGGUGAACCUGAAACAUAUGUGCCCCAAAUUCGUGGACGUGGGAGGGGGAGAGGCCGUGAACGUGGUGGUGGUCGCAGUAGCUACACGAGACUCAAUGGUCCGGUCCAAGCAUCAGCAGCCUGAGGUAGACACGGUAUAAACCAGUUCGUUUCGCGAACGUAGUAGUUUUGGUGGGUGCUCUGCUCUCUGCUCUCUCUCUGCUAUGAACAUCUGCCAUGGGAUGUUUUUUCUUCUGGUGAAGCGAAUGUCUCCCAUUUUACAAUGGUGCUUGCAGUUUUUGCCUCUUGUUUUUUUUCACCCUCUUCUUCUUCCUUUUAGAGCAAGGCAGCAGACAGAAGAAAAACUUGUACAUCUUCAUUUUUUCUUUUAUCAUCUUUGUGGAAAAUUUUCCUUAGGAAUAAUAGAUAAGAGCAGUUGGUAUAUCAAUUCUUUUCAUGAACA
Molecule: messenger RNA, 1425 nt
Organism: Linum tenue
Lineage: Eukaryota; Viridiplantae; Streptophyta; Magnoliopsida; Malpighiales; Linaceae
Source: the annotation of a GenBank genome assembly